AUGUCAAUUGAUCCAUCAAUUUUCAAUACAUUUAAAGAUCUGUACACAAUCUUAUCUAUAUUGGAUCCUAGGUUCGAACAUGUACGAAAAGACCCACGAUUUGGUCGUCCACAAAAAAAGGAUACAAAAAUUAAAUUAGAUAGUAGAUUUGCACAAAUGCUGAAGAAUGAAGAUUUCACCGAAACGCAUGAUAACGAGAUAGAAAUUUAUCCUGAGGAAGAAAUUCCACAUGGUGAAGAAACUCAUCGAUUCGCAGUCUUAAAUCUCGAUUGGGAUAAUGUAAAUGCUGUAGAUUUAAUGAAAUUAUUUUGUGGUUUCAAACUGGAAGGAUCAAUAAUAAAAUCUGUUAGAAUUUAUCCAUCUCAAUUUGGAAAAGAGAGAUUAGAAAAGUUUGAUCAAGACUUAUUGAGAAAAUAUCAAUUGGAACGAUUAAGAUAUUAUUAUGCAGUAGUAGAUUGUGACACUGUGGAAAACGCGCGACAAAUUUAUAAUCAAUGUGAUGGAGCAGAAUUUGAAUGUAGUGCGAAUUUUCUUGAUCUACGCUUUAUUCCAGAUGACACAGAGUUUGAUAAUGAAGAAAUAAGGGAUGAAUGUCAACAUGAACCGGAAGUAUAUAAACCUGUGAAUUACGUUACAGAUGCAUUAAACCAUUCAAAUGUUAAAUUAACGUGGGAUAACGAUGAUCCCUACCGUGUAAAACUUACGAAACAAAGUUUUAAAAAAAAAGAUCUUGAUGUUAUGGAUUUCAAAGCGUACCUUGCUUCAUCCAGUGACGAAGAUUCAGGAAGUGAUAUAGAAGUUUCGCGUCAAAAAUAUAAAGAUCUUUUAAAUAAAGUAGAAUCUAAUGAUCAAUCGGAUUCAAUUAAGAAUGAAACUACCAUCGAAUCAUAUAUGCGUAAACAACGUGAAAAAAAGAAAGUGAAAGAAUCCAAUAAGACCAAUAAGAUCACUUCACGGAAAGAAGAAGAAAGACAAAGAGCGGAAUUGGAACUUCUUGUUAAUGACCCUCGUUUUGCAGCGUUACAUAAGUCACAUCAUUUUGCGAUCGACCCUUCCAAUCCUCAUUUUAAGAAAACAGAAGCUAUGACAAAAUUAUUGGAAGAAAGUCAACGACGGCAAUCUGAAACGAAUAAAAAGAAAGAGAAAAAUAUAGUUAAUAUUCAAGAGGAAUAUAAUAAUUUUGAAAGUCCAUUCAAAGACCCUUCAUUAUCAUCAUUGGUGAAUUCGGUAUGGGAUUUUUUAAUGAAUAUUAAUGAUUUAUGA
This is a messenger RNA of Diversispora eburnea, 1263 nucleotides long. The record is from the annotation of a GenBank genome assembly. NCBI's taxonomy places the organism in Eukaryota, Fungi, Glomeromycota, Glomeromycetes, Diversisporales, Diversisporaceae.